Messenger RNA from Leptinotarsa decemlineata (Colorado potato beetle), 2387 nucleotides. RefSeq names its product Aspartyl-tRNA synthetase, mitochondrial (gene AspRS-m). NCBI's taxonomy places the organism in Eukaryota, Metazoa, Arthropoda, Insecta, Coleoptera, Chrysomelidae. Gene Ontology annotation, biological process: aspartyl-tRNA aminoacylation. Gene Ontology annotation, molecular function: aspartate-tRNA ligase activity; ATP binding; nucleic acid binding. The record is from RefSeq and is a predicted model, not a curated record. Gene Ontology annotation, cellular component: mitochondrion; cytoplasm.
CCAAAUGUCAAGUUAUGUCGUUCUGUUUUCUGUUCAAAUGAGAAGUCUGGAUAUAACUGAUCGAAUAUGAAACCAAAUGUAGGAAUGAAAUAAAAAUAAUUAAAUGUUAAUUUACUGUUAACUAUUUAUUUGAGAUGUCUAUACAAACCCUUGAAUUUGUCAUCAUCGAUUCAUUAUUUUUUAAUUUCACAGUAGCAUAUAAAUAAAUUGUUAUUGAAGGACUGCAUUUUUUAAAUUUUUUGGAUGAUUACUUGAUAAAUAUUAGUAGAAGAGAGAAAUGAUUACUCUUGGCCGUCUACUAGGGCUAGGAAAAUGUCAUCGUUUUUUCCUGAAGGAAUUCGCCCACUCUCAAUAUAAUCAUAAGUGUUUCAGAAACAUUUUGCUGAAAUUUCCCAAGUAUAAUGAAAGAAGUUAUGCAACAUCCAGAACAUCGAGCCAAGUUUAUUUGAUUGAUGAAAAUGAAAGUCAAAAUGUAGAUAAUGUUAGCAUCAGUAAAUAUACCAACAGGACUCACACCUGUGGAGAACUUACCAGUGAAAAUAUUGGACAAUCAGUUACUCUCUGUGGAUGGUUGGAGUACCAGAGAAUGAAUAAAUUUGUUGUACUUAGAGAUGGAUAUGGAGAGACGCAACUCAUAGUUAAAGAAAAAGACACGGAAACACAAAGUUUCCUAGAAGUCCUACCCUUUGAAUCAAUUAUUGAAGUGAAAGGCACAGUUUUAUCUAGACCAAAGGGCAUGGAGAAUAAAAAUCAAAAAACAGGUGAAAUUGAGGUUUCUGUGGAAAAAUUCAGAGUGGUUAAUAAAGCCAGAGACAAUUUGCCGUUCAACAUCAGAGAAUUUCAGAAAGCUAAAGAACCCUUGAGGAUGCAGUAUAGAUAUCUAGAUUUGAGGUUUCCCAUCAUGCAGCAAAACUUGAGAUUGAGGUCCAAAUUGCUGAUGAAAAUGAGAGAAUUUUUAAUUAACAAUCAUUUCAUUGAUGUUGAAACUCCGACAUUAUUCAAAGCCACACCCGGGGGAGCACAAGAGUUUAUUGUUCCUACACAAUUCCCCGGUCAGUUUUAUAGUUUAGUUCAGAGCCCUCAACAAUUCAAGCAAAUGCUUAUGGCGGGAGCUAUUGACAGGUACUUUCAAAUAGCUCGGUGCUACAGAGACGAAGGGGUGAGAUCAGAUAGACAACCAGAAUUUACCCAGUUGGAUAUUGAGCUAUCAUUCACGAAUGUUGAUAGUGUAAUUAAAUUGAUAGAAGACCUUCUUCAGUAUUCUUGGCCGCAAUCUUUUGAUCCAAUACCAAUGCGAUUUCAGAAAAUGUCUUAUGAAGAAGCAAUGGAAAAUUAUGGCAGUGAUAAACCUGAUGUUAGGUUUGACUAUAAGGUAAAAAACUGUACCGAUUUAUUCAAAAUCAAUACAAAACUCGCUUCAGAAGAAAAUUUCGGUGCCUACUUCAUAUCAUUUCCCAAAGAACAUGCUAAUCUGAGCAAACAAAUAAAGGAUUCAUUACAAACUUUAGGGAAUAAAUACGAGAGAGCGAAACUUAUACAAAGCAAAAUAGUCUCUACUUCAGAAUGGUUGAAUAAGAUUGGAAAGUUAUUAACAACCCAACUGGCAUCAAGAUUUGUGGAAGAGUAUAAAAUUCAAGAUGAGUCAGUAUUAUUCCUAGCAUAUGGAAACAAAGAUGAGGUGCUCUCUCUAUUGGGUAAAGUCAGAUUGGAAUAUGUUAAUUUCUUGGAAAAUCUUGGCAUGACGAUUAGGAAGAAAGGAAAUCAUUUUCUGUGGGUCGUUGAUUUUCCCUUAUUUGAAUUGUCUGAAAAUUCAAGCAAGUUGCAAUGUGUGCACCAUCCUUUCACCGCACCCCAUCCAGAUGAUAUGAGUGAUCUUGAAACCAACCCACUAAAGGUUAGGUCUCUUGCGUACGAUUUAGUGAUGAACGGACAAGAAAUAGGGGGUGGUUCUAUUAGAAUUCACGACCCAGCACUUCAAAAACGUAUUUUGGAAAAAUUAAACAUAGAAACAGAUUCUAUGCAACAUAUCCUGGACAUGUUAGGCUCAGGAUGUCCUCCCCAUGGAGGGAUAGCUCUGGGUUUAGACAGAUUUCUAUCAGUGUUAUUGAAUACAGCCAGUAUUAGAGAUGUUAUAGCAUUCCCAAAAAAUUUUGAUGGCAGGGACCCUCUUAGCGGAGCACCUUCGUCCAUAUCGGAAGAGGAACAGAAACUGUAUCACAUCAAAAGUGUACUUAGUCCCAAGAAAAAAUAGUUAAGGUAUACAGUGAACAGUUUAUACAUGUUAUUGAUGUCAGGAGUGGAAAAAAACGUUGCCUCAUCAAAAAAACUCAUCUGAAUAAUGAUGAUUGUUAAAGUUUUUUCUUUUUAAUAAAAGAUAACAAAGGUGA